This is a messenger RNA of Penicillium antarcticum, 1794 nucleotides long. RefSeq lists its product as uncharacterized. The record is from RefSeq and is a predicted model, not a curated record. The transcript has 6 exons. The coding region runs from base 1 to 1794 and encodes 597 amino acids. Gene Ontology annotation, biological process: lysyl-tRNA aminoacylation. Gene Ontology annotation, cellular component: cytoplasm; cytosol. Lineage: Eukaryota; Fungi; Ascomycota; Eurotiomycetes; Eurotiales; Aspergillaceae. Gene Ontology annotation, molecular function: lysine-tRNA ligase activity; ATP binding; tRNA binding.
AUGGCUCAUCCCCCAAUCCUCCCACCAUACCAUCCCCCCCCCUCCCCUUUGUCAAAAAGCACCAUGGCGGAUCCUAGUGUCGUGAAAGAGGCGGUUCUACUGUUGGACGAGCUCACCGGCGAAAAGGUCUCCAAGACAGAAUUGAAGCGACGCCAGAAGCUCCGCGCAAAAGAGGCCGAGAAACAAAAGAAGGCCGCAGCCGCUCCCCCCAAGACCCAGCAGAAAACAUCGGCCGAGGACGAUGAAGCCAACCUCAGCCCCCACCAGUACUUUGAGAUUCGGAGCAAUCGGAUUAACAAACUCCGCGAGACCAAGAACCCAGACCCCUACCCGCACAAGUUCGAAGUCACGAAUGACCUCCGGGAGUUUUUGACAGAGUACAAGGUUCUGGAUAAGGGCGAGGAGAGGACCGAUGUGCCCAUUCGGAUUGCGGGACGGAUCUACACCAAGCGUGUCGCUGGCAACAAGCUGGUCUUCUACGAUAUUCGCGCCGAGGGGGUCAAGGUCCAGGUGAUGUGCCAGGCUCAGAACUCGACGGUCCCCUUCGAGAAACAGCAUGAGCUCUUGCGGAGAGGUGAUAUCGUGGGAAUUGUUGGCUUCCCCGGGCGAACCUCGCCGAAGAACCGCGACGAUGGCGAGCUGUCAAUUUUCGCAACGCAGGUGGUCCUCCUCACACCCUGUCUGCACGCUUUACCGUCAGAGCACUACGGCUUCCAAGAUAAGGAACAGCGAUUCCGACAACGCUACCUGGACCUCAUCAUCAACGACCGCUCCCGCGAGAUCUUCCGUACCCGAGCCAAGAUCGUCUCGUACAUGCGAAAGUACUUCGACAGUCGUGAUUUCACCGAGGUUGAAACUCCGAUGAUGAACACCAUCGCCGGAGGGGCUACGGCUAGUCCCUUCAUUACCCACCACAAUGAUCUCAAUAGAGACCUUUUUAUGCGUGUCGCGCCUGAGCUCUACCUUAAGAUGCUGAUAGUGGGUGGUCUCGAACGCGUCUACGAGAUUGGCAAGCAGUUCCGCAACGAAGGUAUUGAUCUGACCCAUAGUCCGGAGUUCACGACCUGCGAGUUUUACCAAGCCUACGCGGACUACAAUGACCUAAUGGUCAUGACCGAGGAUCUGAUCUCCGACUGGGGAGGUUUACACUAUCAAUUGGCAGGGCCCCUGGAAGCGAGUCGACAUGAUUCCUGCAUUGGAAGAGGCUUGCGGCGAGAAGUUCCCCCCGGAGACCAACUUCAUACCCCGGAAUCUGGCACUUUCCUCAAGGAUAUACUCAAGAAAAUGGGGGUGGAAUGCUCGCCGCCUUUGACCAAUGCCCGCAUGCUGGACAAGCUGGUUGGCGAGUUCGUUGAGGACAAGUGCAUCAAUCCUACGUUUGUGACUGGUCAUCCCCAAAUGAUGUCUCCUCUGGCCAAGGGCCACCGUGAUACCCCUGGUAUCUGUGAGCGCUUCGAAGUCUUCGUUACCACCAAGGAAUUGUUGAACGCGUAUACAGAGUUGAACGAUCCUUUCGACCAACGGAUGCGAUUUGAGGAACAGGCGAACCAGAAGGCUCAGGGCGAUGACGAGGCUCAGAUGGUCGAUGAGAAUUUCUGUCAGGCUCUUGAAUAUGGCUUGCCGCCUACCGGUGGCUGGGGCAUGGGUAUCGACCGUCUGACAAUGUUCUUGACCGACAACUAUAGUAUCAAGGAGGUUCUGACGUUCCCCAUGAUGAAAGACGACAAGCCCGACGGGGAGAAGGAGGCGACGGAGAAGAACGACGCGGUAGAGAAUGGAAUAGUAGAGCCCUAG